Podarcis raffonei (Aeolian wall lizard) is the source of this 1017-nucleotide messenger RNA. RefSeq lists its product as uncharacterized. The transcript has 5 exons. Bases 157 to 894 code for a protein of 245 amino acids. NCBI's taxonomy places the organism in Eukaryota, Metazoa, Chordata, Lepidosauria, Squamata, Lacertidae. Gene Ontology annotation, molecular function: peroxiredoxin activity. The record is from RefSeq and is a predicted model, not a curated record.
CCCCUUGCACUGGGAAAGUGUCGAAAUGUGGGCGGGCUAGGGGAGACGUCGUCCUGCAAGCGCGCUUGGCUGGGUUACUAGAAAACGGCUCUCCGCCUCGCCUGCGCCUCCGUCGGUGCCACCCAGGAGCGCAAGGAAAACAGCCGCGGUUUGGCAAUGUGGCGGCUUCUCCGCAGCAGCCUCCUGCAGCUCGGCCGUCGGGGUUCUCCCUCCCUCCUGCCUCCUGGUGCGUUGGGGAGCUUUGGGGUAAGACCCGGAACUGUAGCCUCGAACCAUGCAUAUAGCACAGACGAGAGGAACGCCACUAAGUCCACUGAGCGCUUUCCAAUGUCUAAAGAGGAGGAUUUGCCAAAUGAUAUAGCAGAACUUAUGAAGAGAGAAGAAGCAAAGCGUGGGUUUUUGCCCAAUGUGCUCAAGGUGAUGUCUCACCGUCCAGCAGAACUCAGAGCAUUCCUUGCUUAUUUCAGUGCCGUUGUGAACAAGGAGACAGGAAACCUUAGCAUGGCUGACAAAGAGCUCAUUAUCGUGGCUACGAGUGUUGCAAACAAGGUUCCCUACUGUGUAAUUGCACACAGUGCCUUACAUCGGAUGUACUCUAAGAGACCAGUGCUGGCAGAUCAGAUCAUGGUGAACUGGAAGAUGGCUGACCUAAGUGAUCGUGAGCUAGCCAUGCUUGAGUUUGCACUCGCUGUCUGUCGAGCAGAUACCAUCACCAAAGAACACUUUCAGAAGCUGGAGGCACACGGGUUUGACCGAGAAGAUGCCUGGGACAUAGGCGCCAUUUCAGCCUUUUUUGCCAUGGCAAAUCGCAUAGCUCAGUUCACAGAUAUGCAGCCAAACCCAGAAUACUACACCAUGGGAAGGACACUGAGAGAGAAAGAGAAGACCAAAUAGCCCCCAAAUCUUUGGAAUGAAAUUGGACUCCCGAUGCUAGGGCCAAAGUUCACUAAUUAGUAAGUGGCGGGUACAAGUUAAAAGUGGCAGGCAAAGAAUCCAAUGAGAAGGGAAAUGUACUUU